GACAGCCCAUUCAAUUGGACCUGCUUCACGGCGCGGAUUUCGAUUGAUCUACUCGCUUAAAAACGUUCAAACACAAGUUAUUUUAGAUUUUUUUUUUAAUUACAUUGAUUGUAAUUGCAAACAAAAAGUAAAUCGAUCGGGAGUCGUGAUUGAAAUUAUAUUUAAAAGUCCAGUACAACCGGCAGUAAUUUUCAGCUGCGCAGUAGGGAAAAGCUAAGGAAAUCUAAUUGUAAGAACAAACAAACACAUCCAAUAUGACAAACAUGCGGCCGCAGAAAUCCAAGUUGCUGAAGGUCGUCAUACUGGGAGAAGGCGGCGUUGGAAAAUCCGCCCUUCUCACCCGCUUCGUUUCGAAUCGGUACGAGGAAAACAAUUUCCACACCAUCGGCGUGGAAUUCAUGAACAAGGAUAUAGUCGUCGACGGCGAGCGCUUCACAUUGCAGAUAUGGGAUACGGCUGGGCAGGAGCGAUUUCGGGCGCUGCGAACACCUUUUUAUAGGGGAUCGGACAUCUGCCUGCUGUGCUACGCCCUCGACGAUCGGGACAGCUUGAGGGGAUUGAGUGUGUGGCGGAAAGAGUUCCUCAACUACGCAGACGUCAACCAGGACAAGUUCCCCUUCAUCGUGGUGGGAACUAAGAACGACCUCCCAGAGCAGAAGCGGCAGGUGAGCUACGAGGCAGUGCAGCAGUGGUGCGCGGAGCAAAAGAUCGCCUGCCACAUCACGACGUCCUCGAAGGCGGCCAACAAUGUGACCGAUGCCUUUGUCCUUGGCCUCCGCCAGUGGCGGCACAUGGAGUGCGUGGCCGAGGCGGAGCUGCGCCAGCAGGGCGACACCAUUGACCUCACCAGUCCCAUUCGCCUGGUGCAGAAACGCAUCUGUUGCACGGGUGGAGGAGGAGGGGGAGGAGGAGGCGAGGGGCAGGAGGAUGAUUCCGCCAUGCAAAGUCCGGGAAAGAAGAUGUUCGGUCAAAAGCGCAGCGCCGCCAAGGCGCCAGCCACCAAUUACAGGCUAUGAGCAGACAGACUGGAGCUGACAGGGAGCUUACGCUUAAUUUAACCACUCACCCCACCGGGUUGACCUUCACUUUCAAUGCAUUCCAAUCCACUCCGCUCCGAGGAAGGGGAAAGUGCCUCAGACCAAAAAGUAAUCAAUCGAUGUCGUUAGCAUUUAAGGCGAUUACCCUGAUAUGAUGAUAUUCUAAAGGAACUUUGCUUUUGAACGGACUACUUAAGAGCAUAUAACACUGUAUAACAGUUAGCAUAUGAUUUAAGGAGAAAUUAGGUUAUAUUAUAUCAGCGAAUACUUUCCUUAAAGAUUACCACUAAAUUAUUAUUUGUUAUGCCAUAAUAUUGGCAAAUUGGAGUCAUUUUUGCAUUUGUUAUAAAACAUUAUAACAGUUGGCACAUGAUUUAAGGCAAAAUUAGGUUAUGUUAUAACAGCGAAUACUUUCCCCAAAGAUGACCACAAAAUUAUUAUUUGAUGCUUUAAUAUUGGCAAAUUGGAGUCAUUUUUGCAUUUGUUAUAAAACAGAACAAUGUAACUGUUAUACAGUAUUAAUAAGUUUACUCAUUUAAAAGUGUUAUACUGUAUAACAGUAAAAACAAAUGCCUUGGAAUAUACAAGCUUAUAGUGUCUUAUAUAGUUUAUAAAACUUUAGCAACUUUUGUAUAUGCCUUAGCUACAAAAAGAAUAUUUACAAGAAAUAUAUAAAUGUUACAAUAUUUUGAAAUGCUUUAAAUUUGUAUAUUUAUACAUUUAGCCAGGGAACAAUAAAAUUUCCUGGAAAAAAGAAUAAAGAAGUCAACCAAGGUCUACAAA
Molecule: messenger RNA, 1820 nt
Organism: Drosophila subpulchrella
Lineage: Eukaryota; Metazoa; Arthropoda; Insecta; Diptera; Drosophilidae
Gene: Rab9
Product: ras-related protein Rab-9B
Exons: 3
Coding region: 255-1016 (253 amino acids)
Biological process (GO): retrograde transport, endosome to Golgi
Cellular component (GO): phagocytic vesicle; lysosome; late endosome
Molecular function (GO): GTPase activity; GTP binding
Source: RefSeq, a predicted model, not a curated record